CCAACAAGCACUUUUAGUAGAUUGCUGGUGCACUUCACCGACAUCAGUGGUCAUCAUUUCGAUUGGAUCUGUCUCCUGAAUGAGUUGGUGGCUGCUGCGAGCAGUGUUUCCAGUACACUAAUGCUACUAUCAAGCACUCUCCAUCGGCAGUGAGAGCACCAGAGUGAGGGCCGGCCCUCAUUAUGGGAAGUAGCUCAUCUAGAAGUGUUAGCAUUUAGGGGGUUGCUUUUGCGUUGAUGGGAGGCUACGGUGAAGUGGAAAGGUAUACUUUGGUGCAUGUAUUAUCACUGGCUGCUCAUUGGCACUUAGGCUGCACUCUAGGGCAAAUGGAUAGAUGUUUUUCUCCUCAUUCAGUCAAGACCUCUGUCUCUCGGGAUAUUUGACUCAACAGGAAUUUGGAUUAAAGUCUUCAAUCAUCUGAACUCAGAUGGAGGAAGAACAUGUGGAGGGACUGGAAAAAUCUUCUCUGGCCAACUGCGAUGUGGUAGGUGGAGGUUCCCAGACCUCUCAGCUAAAAGGGAAGGGGAAACUGUCAUCUUUAGGCAAAAUUUUCAAACCUUGGAAGUGGCGGAAGAAAAGAACCAGCGAUAAGUUUCAGGAUCUCUCCAAAGUUUUAGAGAGGAAAAUCUCCACCAGACAAACCCGUGAGGAACUCAUCAAGAAAGGGGUUCUUAUUCCAGACCAAGAGGAUGCAGUGAGCACAGAGACUCUAAACGGACAUGCAGUUCCCAGUGGAGUUACAGAAGAGGUCAAAGUGGACAUUGAGUCCCCAGAAACUCCCGCUGAGGAGAAGACUGUGAUUAGGCCAGAGGCUGAUGACACAGAAGAGUGCUCUGGUUCCAUCUCUGCUCCUGUACAAAAGAAAGAAAAUACAUGCGGCGCACAGGCCAGCGCGUCUGGAGCUCAGAGACCUGCUGCUAAAAAACAACAGGCCGCAUCAAGCAAGGCUUCGAGCGGGUCAGCAGGUGCAGUGGUUCGGAAGGAUGCCAAGACAGGGGUUAAAAAAGUACAGAAGGGCACUAGUAAACAGGCUUCUGCUCCUCCACCCAAACAAAAUACACGCACCACAGCUCGUGGGAACGCUAAAUCACCUACGCCUAAGAAAACUGCUGGGUCAGCUAAGAGUUCCUCUCAGGCCUCCUCAACCCCCAGUGUGAAGAACAUCAAAGAUGGAACCUCUGAACUGACUCCAGCAGAGAGCAAGACUGGAAAGAAAUCCAGAUCACCUCAACCCCGUCCCAAAGCCACGGCUGGGCCUGAAAACCCAGCCGAGGGCAACUCGUGCGCUAAAGACCAAAGACAUAGCCGUUUUGCCUCCGGUGCUGAUGGGAAGGCCAUUAAGGACACGUCUCAGGUCGGAGGAGAUACUAAGAAUCACUCAGAAUCGCCCGAGAAAACUCAACUGCACUUAAACAAUGCUACAGAAGAGACAUCAUUUACACAAAGCCCACUUUCCUCAGACACACCAGGAGAGAAUCAGAGCCUUGAUAAAGUAAGCGAGGGCAUCAGGACUGGAGCAGAUAAAGACAAACAAACUGAAGGAAGCAGGAAACCGCAGGUUGUCAAUGUGGAAAGUCCAGAAGUGUCCGUUAUCCCAAAUGCCGUUAGAGAGACGGCGGCUAGUGACUCAGACUCAGACGGGCCCAUACUCUAUAAAGACGAAGAUGAGGAGGAUGAAGAGGACGAGUACACCUCCAGCUCCCUUGCCAGUAAAAUCCGCCGCAGAGACACGCUUGCCAUCAAACUCGGCAACAGGCCCAGCAAGAAAGAGCUGGAAGAGAAGAAUAUCCUUCCAAGGACGUCAGAGACAGAGAGACAGGAACAGCGGCAGCUGAUAGGCUGUAAAUUAGUGAGACGACUUAGCCAGAGGCCCACCACUGAAGAGCUGGAGCAGAGGAACAUCCUGAAACAGAAGAACGAGGAAGAGGAGCAAGAAGCCAAGCAAGAAAUUAAAAGACGGCUUUCUCGGAAGCUGAGUGUCCGGCCCACGGUUGCUGAGUUAGUAGCAAGGAGGAUCCUGCGUUUUAACGAGUAUGUUGAGGUAACUGAAGCAAAAGACUACGAUCGGCGUGCUGACAAGCCCUGGACCAGACUGACGCCUGCAGACAAAGCUGCUAUACGCAAGGAGCUUAACGAAUUUAAAAGCAAAGAGAUGGAAGUUCACGAAGAGAGCAAACAAUUUACCAGGUUCCAUCGUCCCUGAGAGAGAGGCUGGAUUGGUGCCCACUCACACACACACACACACACACACACACACAAACACCUCUCUCUCUCUCUCUCUCUCUCUCUCUCUCUCUCUCUCUCUCUCUCUCUCUCUCUCUCUCUCUCUCUCUCUCUCUCUCUCUCUCUCUCUCUCUCUCUCUCGUCCGGGUUCCUUCACCUCAUUUUCCAAUGCAGGGCCAACAGUCAAACUCCACGUCACACACUGACACAUUCCGGUCAUUGUGUCUCUAAACAUCAUCUAAUACAUGGGUGAACCAGAGGACAGCUAAAACACCAGUGAGAGAGACGUCUGUGCAAGAACAAACACGAACAGGUGCCUUGCUCUGUCCCUGGCUUUGUUUGCACACACUAAGGACAAGAUAUUUUUUUUUCUCCUUUGUUUUUGUUUUUUAAAUGAAGGUUUCCCAGUAUGCCUCAGGACAUACAGUGACACACACUUCUUGACACCAUCAUUUUGUGCUGAGGACAUGGAUUUUUUAUUUUUUUUUGGAACAUGACUGAUUUUAUAACAGUGUUACAGUGUGGAGACCCAUAUUAAUUGUUAAUAUUCUUGCAUGUGAAAAAUCAUUUUAAAAAUCAUAGUCACCCAUUGAACUUGUACCAUUUCUAUAAAAAACAUCAAACAGGAAGUCUUUUACAAAAUUACAAAUGGUUAUUAUUAUUAUUAUUAUUAUUAUUAUUAUUAUUAUUAUUAUUAUUAUUAUUAACGGUAGCAGCUCAGAUUUGAUUUGUGCCUUUUCUUAUUGCAUCCGUUUCGGGUAUUAGCUCCAUUUGAGCAUAUGUGGUGCAGAUGGUCUUUAGUUUUCAUAGUGUGACAGUCUUAUGAUUGCUAUCUUCUUCUUUGAUUUGGCCUUCGGCAAAACAGACUGUACGUCUGAAUGCUGUAUUAACUACAACAGGGUUGAAUCAUCACUCUAUUAUUGCACUUCUACUAUGGGAAAUGCUCGACCAUUCAACAUGCUGGGUUUACACAGUAGUCACAUUUUUGUAUAUGUAUUUGUUUUGGGUUUUUUAUUUCUAUUUUUUUAUAGCAUUCCCUAGGAUUUCUCCACAAAUGGAGCCUCAUCUCAUCAUCUCACUUCUGCCCCACCUCCUUCUUGUUGCAUCCAACCGGGUGGAAAAACUCCAGAUCUGUUUUGCUGCUGUGAGGAUAGCCAUGUUGCGUUGUAUUGUAAUAUGCUGUGGGAUCAAACUUUUUACGUUAUACUGUUGUAAGAUGAUGUUAUCACAAAUGUACAUGUACAAGAGGCCGGGAGUGCUAUUUUGUCAUUGCAAACAGGUAUCAUAGAGAAAUAUUUAAAUUAUUUUUAAUCAGUUGUUGUACAGAAUGUGCAUAUAAUACAUGUGAAUACAUCCAUUAUGCUGGAAA
Messenger RNA from Tachysurus fulvidraco (yellow catfish), 3592 nucleotides. It is a transcript of the gene phactr2, whose product is annotated as phosphatase and actin regulator 2. The transcript is spliced from 13 exons. Bases 428 to 2203 code for a protein of 591 amino acids. Gene Ontology annotation, biological process: actin cytoskeleton organization. Lineage: Eukaryota; Metazoa; Chordata; Actinopteri; Siluriformes; Bagridae. The record is from RefSeq and is a predicted model, not a curated record. Gene Ontology annotation, molecular function: actin binding.